This is a messenger RNA of Protopolystoma xenopodis, 240 nucleotides long. The record is from the annotation of a GenBank genome assembly. Lineage: Eukaryota; Metazoa; Platyhelminthes; Monogenea; Polystomatidea; Polystomatidae.
AUGUCAGAAAGUACUCUGAAAGAGCUGGAUUCGGACCGCUACUACCUCAAUUUGUUAUGCAAUCUGGCCACCGGCUCGUUAGGAAUAAAGGGCAGCCCAAUGCAUGAUCCAGCCUCCUCUAAAUCAGCACAAAUCUCCUCACAUGACAACGCCUGUGCAUGCAUCACCAGCCGUCCGGCCAUCAUUUUGGCCAGCUACUUCGUCGUCCGAGUCAUCCGGGCCUUGGCCGCGGCCGGCUAG